Molecule: messenger RNA, 765 nt
Organism: Lentinula edodes (shiitake mushroom)
Lineage: Eukaryota; Fungi; Basidiomycota; Agaricomycetes; Agaricales; Omphalotaceae
Product: DUF427-domain-containing protein
Exons: 4
Coding region: 1-765 (254 amino acids)
Source: RefSeq, a predicted model, not a curated record
AUGUCCUCUGCAUCUGUCUCCGUACCUCCUGACUUGACUAAAAUUCACAUCGAAGAUUGUCUGAAACGAGUCAGAGCAUUUCUUGGAGGAUUUUUCAUCGUCGAUACCCGUAAGGCGAAGUUGGUAUGGGAACACCAAUGGUACCCACAAUACUAUUUUCCAAACAACGAGCUGCCUUCAAAGUUCCUGGAUGACGACAGCAAGCAAAGUCUUCCGGAUGGAGCAACCAAAUACGAUAUUGUAGUUGGAGAUAAAAGGGCACCUGGGGCGGUGAUCGUUUAUGGUGAUUCGAAUGGAGAAUUGACUGGUCUGUUCAAGAUUGGGUACAAUUCGAUGGAGAGGUGGUUCGAAGAGGAUGAGCAAGUUUUCGUUCAUCCCAAGGACCCAUACAAGCGUGUCGAUGUGCUUCAGUCUUCUCGACAUGUUCGUGUGGAAGUCCAUGGAGUAGAAGUAGCUAACACGCACAAACCUCGACUCUUGUUCGAGACCAACCUACCGGUUCGCACUUAUAUUCCGCAGACGGACUGUAAACUGGAGCUUCUGACUGCUUCGGACCUUCAAACCCCUUGUCCAUACAAGGGCGUUGCGAGUUACUACCACGUCCAGACAGGGCCGGAUAGGAAAGCAGAGAAUGUCGUUUGGUGGUACCGAAACCCCAAUGUGGAAUGCGUUGCAAUUAGUGGAUAUUACGCCUUUUACGACGAGCUGGUGGAUAUAUGGAUUGAUGGGGAGAAACAGUCUCGGCCAAAAACACAUUUCGUGUAA